GCAAUCUACAUGUUCCACUGCUUCACCAGCAGGAACACAGAGAGGGUGGAGAACUUCCUGAAGGGAAAUUAUCAUUACUCUCUGGAGGACUUCCUGUAUGCAAUCAUGCAGAAAUCCCUCAGUAGUAAAAAUGGCCACCUGGACCUGUUUGCUCGCUUCCUUCAUGGCCUCUCUGUGGAGUCCAACCAGAGACUCUUAGGAGGCCUGCUGGGUCAGACAGAGAACAGUCCAGAAACCAUCCAGGAAGUCAUCAACAACCUGAAGGAGAUGAACACUGGUGGAAUCUCUCCUGACAGAAGCAUCAACAUCUUCCACUGUCUGAUGGAGAUGAAGGACCUCUCAGUUUAUCAGGAGAUCCAACAGUUCCUGAAAUCAGAGAACAGAUCAGAGAAGCUCUCAGAGAUCCAGUGCUCAGCUCUGGCCUUCAUGCUGCAGAUGUCAGAGGAGGUUCUGGAUGAGUUGGACCUGGAGAAGUACAACACAACAGAAGCAGGACGACGGAGACUGGUUCCAGCUGUGAGGAACUGCAGAAAGGCUCGCUUCCUCCUCAAGCCACCUUCAACCUGCUCCUCUUUCUGCAUCUCUUUUGUCUAAUCUACCUGCUCCAUCCUGUUCUGGUCUCCUACAUCUGGGGUCCCCACAGUGGAUCAUUUCAUGUGGAGUGAGGGAAGUGAUGUUAGAAACCAUCACAGGUUUGACAUCAGUGACCUUGGCUGAGUUAAAGGAGGGAACAAGGCUUCACUCUCUGCUGAUCUCACUGCUCUGCAGCUUUCAGAUCUCCAGAGUUGAUCACGUCUGUGGAGAGAAGUUAUGACAUUAUUAUUAUAACAUAAGAGCUUCAUAAUAUUUAUAUUCAUCAAUCAUUUAUAUAACCCUUUGCAUGAAUAAUAAAGAGGACCAAAGUGCUUUACAAUAAAACAUACUGAAAUGAACAAAGUGAAGCAUAAAAUUGUUUGCCAUUACCCACUGUUUUAAUUUAUUUAAUGUUUAAUAAAUAACUCUCGGUCUGUUAAGUAUUGUCCAGUGAAUAUCAGCCCAAAC
Messenger RNA from Fundulus heteroclitus (mummichog), 1041 nucleotides. Its product is annotated as NLR family CARD domain-containing protein 3-like. Lineage: Eukaryota; Metazoa; Chordata; Actinopteri; Cyprinodontiformes; Fundulidae. The record is from RefSeq and is a predicted model, not a curated record. Bases 10 to 594 code for a protein of 194 amino acids. The transcript has 2 exons.